UAACCCGACCAAAGCCAGAAACCCCUAUUAAAAGUUGAUAGUAAACUAGAGCGCUGCACAAAACCCCUAAACCUAAACCUAACGAAAACAAGAUGAAGAAGAUCAAGAAAGAAUCAUCAUCAGAGUCUCCUCCUUCAUUUUUGUCGUUACCGCACGACAUCGUUUUCAACACUCUGGCAAGGAUCCCUCGAACCAGUUAUCCAAUUCUAUAUCUUGUCUCCAAGAGUUUCCGUUCACUCCUCGCUUCGCCUGGCCUCGAGGCCGCACGAUCACUCAUCGGAAGACCCGAGAAGUACCUCCACGUCUGCUUAAACCUCAAUAACAAACGUAACCCUAACCCUAGGUGGUUCAUACUUUCCCAAGGUGAGUUGAUACCAACCUCUUCGUUUCCCUACAAACAUCUCAAGUCCUCGAGUGUUGUCUCAACUGGUUCUUGUACUUACAUAAUCGGCGGUGAAAUCGUGGUGAAUGGAAGAAAAAAAGGAAGCAAAAGAGUGUUUCUAAUCGACUGUAAAACUCAUCAGUGGCGUAAACUCCCCAACAUGCGUCUUUCUAGAAAACAAGCAGUCGUUAAGGUGAUGGACGGUAAGAUCUAUGUGAUUGGAGGCUGCAGCAGCGAGUACUCUACCAAAGACGAGAACUAUGGAGAGGUUUACGACCCAAACACACAAACUUGGGAGCCCACAACACCCAAUCUCAGAAGUAAAAAAGGCUAUUACAGUUCUAAGAUUUGCUUCCUAGAUUCAGAUUCUUUCUGUUCCACCAGGUUGUCCUCGGUAGAGUUAGAGAAAAAGUUGUGGUUUGUGGUUCGCGAUGGUGAACUACGUUGCGGUGGCUUAUCUUGGUGGACUACAGUUCGGGGACUUAAAGCAAUAUUAUCCUCUAAUGAUCUUAUUUCCGUGACGAACUCUGGCCAAGACAGGAGAGUUAUAGUUUGGUGGAAGACUAGUUAUAAUGCUGAGGAAUGUGAAACUGAGAUUUGGUGUGCACAGAUUUUAAUUGGGAUUUGGGAUCAGAAGACGGUUAAUGGAUUCAUAGAGUGGUCUCAGAGUGCGUUUACCUUCCAGGGAUGUCAUCGUGAUUCCGAAUUCAUUUUGCAUUCUGCUUUAGUAACUCAUGCUUAUUGAGUUUUGUUUUGAUUUUGA
This is a messenger RNA of Raphanus sativus (radish), 1145 nucleotides long. Its product is annotated as putative F-box/kelch-repeat protein At2g44030. Gene Ontology annotation, molecular function: protein binding. Lineage: Eukaryota; Viridiplantae; Streptophyta; Magnoliopsida; Brassicales; Brassicaceae. The record is from RefSeq and is a predicted model, not a curated record. Bases 93 to 1127 code for a protein of 344 amino acids. The transcript has a single exon.